CUUGGUCUGUUUGAAAGAACGAUAGCAGAGUACGAGGAGGAAGUUUCCGCUUUAAAAGAGCAGAACGAGCGACAACGGAGACUACUGGACGCUGUUUUCAACCCUCAGCUGCGGUUACACAGAGCAGACGUCCAGCAGCUGUUGGUAGUUAAAGAAGAGGUUCCCCCUGAACAGCAGCAGUGGAGCUCCAGUCUGGACCAGGAGGACCCACAGCCCCCACAUAAAGAGGAACAGGAGGAACUCAGGACCAGUCAGGAGGGAGAGCAGCUUCAAGGUCUGGAGGAGGCUGAUGUCAAGUUCUCAUUCACUCCUGUGAAGAGUGAAGAUGAUGAAGAGGAAGCUCAGUCCUCACAGCUUCAUCAAAGACAAACUGAACAGAUGGAAACAGAUGCUGAUGACAAUGGAGACUCUUCUGACACUGAUAACAGUGGUGAUUGGAAGGAGACCAGAGAACCUCAGUCAGGAAAACUAUUUACAUGCUCUGAGUGUGGGAAAACAACUGCCACGAGUGGAGAUCUGAAGACGCACAUGAGAAUCCACACAGCAGAGAAACUUUUCAGCUGCCCAGUUUGUAAGGAAUCUUUUAACCAUUGUUCAACUUUAAAGACACACAUGAGAAUCCACACAGGGGAGAAACCUUUCAGCUGCACAGUUUGUAAGGAAUCUUUUAACCAUUGUUCAACUUUACAGACACACAUGAGAACCCACACAGGAGAGAAACCUUUCAGCUGCACAGUUUGUAAGGAAUCUUUUAACCAUUGUUCAUCUUUAAAGACACACAUGAGAAUCCACACAGGAGAGAAACCUUUCAGCUGCACAGUUUGUAAGAAAUCUUUUAACCAGCAACCACAUUUACAGACACACAUGAGAAUCCACACAGGAGAGAAACCUUUCAGCUGCACAGUUUGUAAGGAAUCUUUUAACCAGCAACCACAUUUACAGAGACACAUGAGAAUCCACACAGGAGAGAAUCCUUUCAGCUGCACAGUUUGUAAGAAAUCUUUUAAGCAGUCGUUCACAUCUACAGAUACACAUGAAAACCCACACAGGAGAGAAACCUUUCAGCUGCUCAUUGUGUGAUGAAAGAUUUCGGCACAAGUCACUUCUGAAGUUACACAUAAUUACUCAUACAAGAGACAACCUGCUUUAGUGGUUCUGUUUGUAUGCAAAAGGUAAAUCUGACACACCACAUGGCACAUAACGAAAUGGCGCUUUUUUCUUAUCUUUAUUCGAAAGCAUGUUUUAAUUUGAGAGCAUUGCCAUGUUCAGAUUUUGAAUUGUUUCCCUUAAAACCCUGUCCUCACACACAAUUAGCCCCCGCUUGCGAUCAGUGACGCAAUAAACCUUGAUUGCUCUGAGAGAUCAUGCUUUGUUUAAGGUGACGCCUCCUCACGUUGGCAAGGAGCUUAGUGCUGUCUUUAGUUUGAUCCAGUAGACUAAGGCUACAUCCACACCGAUACAUUUUCGUUUUAAAACGAUCUCCGUCCACACAGCGUUUCAGCAUAGUUUUCGAGAUGAUGUCAUUCCAGACUAAAACGCCUGAAAACGAAUAUCACGUGACUCUUCACGUACACUGGGUAUGCGGGUG
Anarrhichthys ocellatus (wolf-eel) is the source of this 1588-nucleotide messenger RNA. Its product is annotated as gastrula zinc finger protein XlCGF8.2DB-like. The transcript has 4 exons. Gene Ontology annotation, cellular component: nucleus. The record is from RefSeq and is a predicted model, not a curated record. NCBI's taxonomy places the organism in Eukaryota, Metazoa, Chordata, Actinopteri, Perciformes, Anarhichadidae. The annotation marks the transcript as partial. Gene Ontology annotation, biological process: regulation of transcription by RNA polymerase II. Gene Ontology annotation, molecular function: DNA-binding transcription factor activity; RNA polymerase II cis-regulatory region sequence-specific DNA binding.